UUCACGUGACAGGCAUGGCAAGUAAACGAAAAUCAACCACACCAUGCAUGGUCUUAGCCAACGAGCAGGAUCCGGAUCUAGAAAUGGUAUCAGACUUGGAGGAAGGACCACCUGUACUGGCGCCAGCAGAUAACCCUGCAGCAGAGAGUGUAACAAGUGAUGAGGAUGUUCAUGAGUGUGUGAAUUCAGACAAUCAGAAGAAUGCAAAUAAAGUAGAAGGUGGCUACGAGUGUAAAUACUGUAGUUUUCAGACUCCAGAUCUCAAUCUGUUUACUUUCCAUGUGGAUUCAGAACAUCCCAACGUAGUCCUAAAUUCAUCCUAUGUUUGCGUAGAGUGCAAUUUCCUUACCAAAAGAUACGAUGCUCUCUCCGAACAUAAUUUGAAGUACCACCCUGGGGAGGAGAAUUUUAAAUUGACCAUGGUGAAACGUAAUAAUCAGACAAUCUUUGAACAAACAGUAAACGACCUCACUUUUGAUGGGAGUUUUGUUAGAGAAGAAAAUGCUGAACAGGCCGACUCUUCUGAGGCCCCCUCGUCAGGGAUCUCCAUUAGCAAAACUCCAAUUAUGAAAAUGAAAAACAAAGCCGAGACAAAACGUAUUGCUGUUUUCCACAACGUAGUCGAUGACAUUCCUGGUGAAGAAAAGGGAACUGAAAACGAGCCAAACUCUGAGGAAGUAGUAGAAAACCCACCACCGGUAGUUUCCGAGCCGAAAGUGAGCCACGAGGUGGCUGGUAGUGCAGCAGAUGUGGCCAGCGCGGUCGUGACUCCAGCACCGGUGCUUCAGCCCGGGGUAGCACAGGUUAUAACAGCUGUUACAGCUCCACAGAACUCCAACCUGAUUCCCAAAGUCCUGGUACCUGUAAAUAGCAUUCCAGCCUAUAAUACUGCUUUGGAUAACAAUCCUCUUUUGCUUAACACCUACAACAAAUUCCCAUAUCCGACCAUGUCGGAAAUCACUGUUCUUUCCACUCAAGCAAAGUACACAGAGGAACAGAUUAAAAUAUGGUUUUCUGCCCAGCGUCUGAAACACGGGGUGAGUUGGACGCCAGAGGAAGUGGAGGAAGCAAGGAGGAAACAAUUUAAUGGCACAGUGCAUACUGUGCCACAGACAAUUACCGUUAUUCCGGCACACAUUUCCGCCGCUAGCAAUGGUUUACCUUCCAUUUUACAGACAUGCCAAAUAGUUGGUCAGCCAGGACUUGUUCUCACUCAAGUGGCAGGUGCAAACACAUUACCAGUAACAGCCCCAAUAGCAUUGACUGUGGCAGGAGUCCCAAACCAAACACAGUUACAGAAGACUCAGAUUCACACUGCUCAGCCUAGUGCAGAAACCAAACAAGUAGCUGCCGUCCCAGCCCCUCAGCCUAUCAAAAAUGAAUCCACACUGAUGAAUCCUGACUCAUUUGGCAUUCGAGCAAAAAAAACUAAAGAACAGCUGGCAGAAUUGAAAGUCAGCUACCUUAAAAAUCAGUUUCCUCAAGAUUCAGAAAUUGUUAGACUUAUGAAAAUAACAGGCCUGACAAAAGGAGAGAUCAAAAAGUGGUUCAGCGAUACACGCUACAAUCAGAGGAACUCAAAGAAUAAUCAUGGGAUUCAUCUCAACAGUGAUUCAUGUGCCACCAUUGUUAUUGAUUCAAGUGAUGAAAUGAAUGAGUCCCCAACGGGAGUCACUCCACAGAGCAAGUCAUCAUGGAGCGGUUUUCCUGAUUUCACCCCACAGAAAUUCAAAGAGAAGACUGCUGAACAGCUGCAAGUCCUCCAAGCAAGUUUUCUGAAUAACCCUGUCCUUACUGAUGAAGAGAUGAAUAGGUUAAGAGCCCAAACUAAACUGACCAGGAGAGAGAUUGAUGCCUGGUUUGCAGAAAGAAGGAAAUCAAAUGUCUUAAAGGAAGAGGGAGCUGACUUGAAUGAGAGCAAUGCUGGCAGUUCAAAAGAAGAGGCUGGAGAAACAUCUGUGGGAGAUGGAGCCCCAGGAGCAAAAUCAGGGUGUUCCACUUCAAGCAAAAUAGGCAAAAAAUCACCAGAGCAGUUGCAUAUGCUUAAAAGUUCCUUUGUCCGUACUCAGUGGCCAUCUCCACAAGAGUACAACAAGCUGGCAGAAGAAACCGGGCUCCCAAGAUCAGAAAUCGUGAGCUGGUUUGGAGAUACCCGCUAUGCCUGGAAAAAUGGUGGAUUGAAAUGGUAUUAUUAUUACCAGAGCGCCAGUGCAAACAGUCUGAAUGGCCAAGGCUUCUCAAGGAAAAGAGGGAGAGGAAGACCAAAAGGGAGAGGAAGAGGGAGGCCUCGGGGGAGGCCUCGGGGAAGCAAGAGGUUAAAUUGUUGGGAAAGAGGUGUGUCCGUCAUAAAAUUCAAAACUGGAACAGCAAUCCUGAAGGACUACUAUAUGAAGCACAAAUUCCUUAAUGAGCAAGACCUUGAUGAACUGGUAGCCAAAUCUCACAUGGGAUAUGAGCAGGUCAGAGAGUGGUUUGCAGAAAGGCAGAGGAGAUUAGAACUUGGGAUAGAGCUGUUUGAUGAGAACGAGGAGGAAGACGAAAUGCUGGAAGAACAGGAAGAUGAGGAAGAAACGGAUGAUAGUGAUACUUGGGAACCUCCCCGACAUGUUAAGCGUAAACUUUCAAAAUCAGAUUGA
Chaetura pelagica (chimney swift) is the source of this 2636-nucleotide messenger RNA. It is a transcript of the gene ZHX1, whose product is annotated as zinc fingers and homeoboxes 1. Gene Ontology annotation, biological process: regulation of transcription by RNA polymerase II. The record is from RefSeq and is a predicted model, not a curated record. Bases 15 to 2636 code for a protein of 873 amino acids. Lineage: Eukaryota; Metazoa; Chordata; Aves; Apodiformes; Apodidae. Gene Ontology annotation, cellular component: nucleus. The transcript has a single exon. Gene Ontology annotation, molecular function: DNA binding; DNA-binding transcription factor activity, RNA polymerase II-specific.